GAAACUUUCAUCCUUCUGUCACGCUUUGAGCUAAUAGAAUAUUAAUAUAAUAUGAUUAUAGAUUCACUUGACCUUUCUAUUGUAUUGUCAGUCAGUUUUCUCGAAUAAAUAUCCCAAGUGUAGAAUUGUCAGUGUAACUACAUCUGAAAAAAACGUCACGACCAGAUGUCAAAUGUGUUUAUUGUGUGGUAUUGCAAAUACAAUUGUAGAUUGCCACUACAAAUGUGAACAAAAUAAACACUUUAGAUCUGCAACCCUUACAUUUUAAUACAUGUUAAAGUCAACGUCUGCACUUCUAAGAUAUUGUUGCUAUAAUUCUAUAGAGACUUGCAUUGCUAGGCUGCUUCUCCUGUGAGUGAUGGUUGCUUUGACUAUAUUCCCCCAUUGAGAGUUGGAUUGAAACUGCAACACUAAUAAGACAACAGACAGCUGGGUAUAUUAGAAGUAAACAGCUCUAAACAAUUCUGUAUUAGCCACUUUUUGUAUGUGCAGUUAUCUGUACACUUUUUUGAGAUUUAUGAAUCUUUUUCCCAUUCACUGUGCACAAGAAAGCUAAACUUGAUGAAAUCCUCAUGAAGAUGUGUUAUUGUAACUACAAAACCAUAGAUGGCACUUUCAUAUUUACCAUAUGUGAGUGUAUUUACAGUACACAUUUGAUAAUCAUAAUCACGAGAUCUAUGUUUCACUUUAGUGAUGUUUUGUUAUUGUGCUAAGACGAGUGAUUUCAUGUGCAGGAUGUGUGACUUGGGUCAGUUCCACUUAUUUAUCAACUAGAUUAAGCAGGUUUAAUCUAGUAAAUAAAAAAGUGGCGUAUUCCAUCUUUAUUUGCAUGUAUAUAUGUAACAUGGUUAUGGAUAUAGCACUUAAAACUUACAUUUUUCAUUGAGCGGUCAAUUAUCUUUCAUAUGGCUCUAACAAAGUAUUGUAACGCUGUAAAAAUUCUACAGUAAAAACCUGUUGGUUUACCAGUAAGUUCGCUUUCUAUAAGUAGAUCAGACAUUUUGUGUAAUUUUACAGUAAAAUACAGUUUUGGCAUCUUGUAAAUUUGCAUUCCCAGAAUUCCCUGUAUGUGUGACAUCUUAUGUUGGAUAGAUUCUCAUUUAAAUAAUGUUUCUUAGUUUUUAUCAGUUGUAUGAGUUAUGUACAUGUUAAAUUAAUGUGUAUAGCAUUCUUUUGUGUUUGGACCUUCUACAUAAUUAGGAUUUAUAUCAUCUUGUGGAAAAAACUACUUCAGGUUAAUUCAGAUCCUGGAAGUCCCCUAAAGCUCCGUGGCAUCAUCCCGGCUUCCUCCAUCAUGUCAGAGACUCGACCAACCCCUGCACAAACUGAGCUGCCUUCAGAGUCUCCAGAGGUGGAGUGUCCGGUCUGCUAUCAGGAGUACGACCAGGUCUCUAAACUCCCGCGCAUGCUGGAAUGCCUUCACGUCUUCUGCACCGAGUGUCUCCGCAAAAUCCAGCUCACUCCUUUGCACCCGCCUGACCCCAACAGCGCCCCCUCGAUCUCCUGCCCCCUGUGCCGCCACUCCACCCCGCUUCAAGGUGGCGACGCUUACUCUCUCCCCUGCAACUCACGGAUUCUCGCCCAGCUCCCUCCCGUUGCCUUCCGCCUGCCUGCGUCGGUGUCGGCCCGCCUGUCCACGGUGACCCAGCGCCUGGUUCUGUCCCUGGGGGAGAGGGACACCCGUUUCAUAAUCCUGCCCACUGUUAGUCUGAGGGUGGAGCAGAUGGGAGACCGCACAGAACGGGAAAACCCACCUGGGGUGCUGCGUCGAGAGAUGGAGGUUUUGAGGAGACACAAGAAGAGCCUGAUGUGUGUUCAGGUUCUGGCUAUCUUCUUCUGGAUUUCGUUUGUGCUGACUUGUGUUUUUGGGGUUGUGUUUGGGCCACGAUUUUUUCACAAUUAAGGGUUUAUAUCCUCUAAAUGCAUUAAUUUAUUGAUUCCGUCCCUGCGUCUCCCAAAUGAGAUCUUUUAUAAUAACAAUAUAUAUAAUACAGCCAAGCUAAUGUUGAUUCUUGUUUUAUUACGAGCUCUGUCUCGUUCUCUUUUUGCCAGCAGACUCUCCUCUGUUCAGCGUUUGCUUUAAACGGCUGAUUCCCGGAGGUUUGAGACUUACGCCGCCUUCACACUGGCAGUUGAAAUCAGCUCCGAUGCGGCUGCGAAAUGACCGGAAGUCAUUCAUUU
Pimephales promelas (fathead minnow) is the source of this 2181-nucleotide messenger RNA. Lineage: Eukaryota; Metazoa; Chordata; Actinopteri; Cypriniformes; Leuciscidae. The record is from RefSeq and is a predicted model, not a curated record.